AAACCAAAAAAAAAAAAAAGAUUGAUGCUGUCAAAUUCUGUCAAAUCACAAAUGCCAAACUGGAAUAGUGAAUUGUAAAUUUUGCCAGUAAUUGUUUAAAUCGGAUAUAAAUAAUACAAUUUUGAAUCAAAAUGCCUGCCGGACCUUCCGCGGUGGAUACGCCGAGAGAAAAGGCGUUCCAAGAUUACAGAAAGAAGUUGAUGGAACACAAAGAAGUCGAGUCGCGGCUCAAAGCAAUGCGAGACCAGCUAAAAGACCUAACAAAACAGUAUGACAAAAGUGAAAAUGACCUGAAAGCCUUGCAGAGUGUCGGUCAGAUUGUUGGCGAGGUGCUCAAACAGCUUACUGAGGAGAAAUUCAUAGUGAAAGCAACCAAUGGUCCCCGCUAUGUGGUGGGCUGCCGUCGCCAGCUGGACAAGAACAAGUUGAAGGGAGGCACCAGGGUCGCACUGGACAUGACCACACUUACCAUCAUGCGUCACUUGCCUAGAGAGGUGGAUCCUCUAGUAUACAACAUGAGCCACGAAGACCCUGGAGAUGUCACAUAUGCUGCCAUUGGUGGUCUGCAGGAGCAAAUCAGACAGCUGAGAGAGGUUAUUGAGCUGCCUCUUCUGAAUCCGGAACUGUUUGUACGCGUCGGUAUCACUCCACCAAAGGGUUGCCUGCUGUAUGGCCCACCUGGUACGGGAAAAACUCUGCUGGCCAGAGCUGUCGCUUCACAACUGGAUGCCAACUUCUUGAAGGUGGUAUCAUCAGCCAUAGUUGACAAAUACAUAGGCGAGUCGGCGCGUCUGAUCCGUGAGAUGUUCAACUACGCGCGCGACCACCAGCCCUGCAUCAUAUUCAUGGACGAGAUUGAUGCCAUAGGAGGCAGACGUUUCUCAGAAGGUACCAGCGCUGACCGUGAGAUUCAGCGCACGCUCAUGGAGCUACUGAACCAGAUGGACGGCUUCGACUCCUUGGGCCAGGUGAAAAUCAUCAUGGCGACCAACCGACCUGACACGCUCGACCCUGCGCUGCUCAGACCCGGACGUUUGGACAGGAAGAUUGAGAUCCCGCUGCCUAAUGAGCAGGCUAGACUGGAGAUCCUGAAGAUCCACGCGGCACCUAUCGCCAAGCACGGCGAGAUGGACUACGAGGCCGUGGUGAAACUGUCCGACACGUUCAACGGCGCCGACCUCAGGAACGUUUGCACUGAAGCCGGCUUGUUCGCGAUCAGGGCGGAGAGAGAGUAUAUUAUACAGGAGGAUCUGAUGAAGGCGGUCCGUAAGGUGGCCGACAACAAGAAACUCGAGAGCAAGUUGGACUACAAGCCCGUUUAAUGCAUUGUUAUAAUAAUAAUAGUCUGUCUUUAUUAAACCAUUUAUUAACAAUA
Molecule: messenger RNA, 1375 nt
Organism: Manduca sexta (tobacco hornworm)
Lineage: Eukaryota; Metazoa; Arthropoda; Insecta; Lepidoptera; Sphingidae
Gene: Rpt4
Product: 26S proteasome regulatory subunit 10B
Exons: 9
Coding region: 132-1322 (396 amino acids)
Biological process (GO): positive regulation of RNA polymerase II transcription preinitiation complex assembly
Cellular component (GO): proteasome regulatory particle, base subcomplex; cytosolic proteasome complex
Molecular function (GO): proteasome-activating activity; ATP hydrolysis activity; ATP binding
Source: RefSeq, a predicted model, not a curated record